This is a messenger RNA of Aspergillus caelatus, 858 nucleotides long. Its product is annotated as Alpha/Beta hydrolase protein. Bases 1 to 858 code for a protein of 285 amino acids. Gene Ontology annotation, molecular function: hydrolase activity. The record is from RefSeq and is a predicted model, not a curated record. NCBI's taxonomy places the organism in Eukaryota, Fungi, Ascomycota, Eurotiomycetes, Eurotiales, Aspergillaceae. The transcript has a single exon.
AUGACGAUCGCAAAGAGGCCACCAUUCGAUAGCGAACUGGAAGUACUCUUGCAACCUCUCCUACAUGCGCUUGCCCAGCCAGGUGGUCUACCUCUACCAAAACUAGGGGAUGUUUUACCCACCGGCCUGUCCCAUGAGGAGCGAACAUUCCCCGGCCCAGACGGGAACCAAGUGACGGCUUCCGUUUUCUACCGAGAACAAUCCGAACCCAGAGAACGUCCCGGCAUAUACUUUAUUCAUGGUGGAGGGAUGAUUACUGGAAACCAGUUCUCGACUAUAUCCUGGGCCUUGCAGGCUGUCCAGGAACUUGACGUGGUCUGCAUCUCUGUCGAGUAUCGAUUGGCACCAAUGCACCCUGACCCGGCACCACUUGAGGAUUGUUAUUGUGGGCUUCUGUGGACCGUCAACCACGCCAAGGAGCUCGGCAUCGAUAUUUCCCGGCUUCUUAUUGCUGGCACAUCCGCAGGGGGAGGUCUCGCUGCCGGCGUGGCACUAUUGGCCCGUGACCGUGGGGGACCUCAAAUCCUAGGCCAGGUCUUAUCAUGUCCUAUGAUUUAUGACCGGAGUAAUACAGUCUCGGCCAAUCAGUUCGCCGGGGUUGGUGUCUGGGAUCGUGAAAACAACCUGCAGGCGUGGAAUGCUAUCUUGGGGGAACGUAGAGGAACAGAAAAGGUAUCGAUCUACACAGCACCUGUGCGAGCUACCGAUUCAUCCAGACUGCCGCCGACCUUUAUCGAUGUCGGUUCUACGGAAACAUUCCGCAAUGAGGAUAUCCGGUUUGCACAACGACUUUGGCAAAACGGUGUAGUCCAUACCAUGUCGCGAUUCUGGUUCCCUACUGUGUUUACUAGCAGCUAG